Ilyonectria robusta is the source of this 1365-nucleotide messenger RNA. RefSeq lists its product as uncharacterized. The transcript has 5 exons. Lineage: Eukaryota; Fungi; Ascomycota; Sordariomycetes; Hypocreales; Nectriaceae. The record is from RefSeq and is a predicted model, not a curated record. The coding region runs from base 1 to 1365 and encodes 454 amino acids.
AUGAGGUGGUUUGGCCCCUUGUUGCUGAUCUGGCUGUCAUGCUACUGCUGCAUGAAUGUGGCAGCAGGGAAUGGACUGCUAGAACUGCUAUCCAACUUGCCCCAGUGCCCGAGGUCUUGCCUCGGUGAUAGCGUUUCCAACUGCGUUUCCCAGAACGCCACAUGUGUGUGUGCAGAUGAGUCGUUCUUGACAGCAAUCAAAUUGUGCAUUUCUCAAAGAUGUACAAUUAAAGAAGCCUUAACGACGCAAAACGCGACCAACGUUUAUUGCGGCGUACCAGUCCGCGAUAAGACCCAGCUUAUGAUCAAUGUGACGAUCAUCCUUAGCAUACUUUCUGGGUUCUUCAUGCUCCUCCGACUCGGAUCAAGACUAUUCGUCACCGACUCUAACUUUGGCCUCGACGACACCUUCAUCCUACUGACCCUCCUCUGCGCAAUCCCAGCAACCGCAAUAAAUAUCCACGGCACCGCCAGCCACGGCGAGGGGAAGGACAUCUGGACCCUUGAUUUCGAUGAUAUUACCCAAUUUGGUGUCUAUUUUUAUAUUUUAAAUGUCUUGUAUUUUGCCCAAGUUUCUCUUCUCAAGAUGUCGUUACUGUUCUUAUAUUUACGGAUCUUCCAAGGACCUAUGCAGAAACUGCUCUGGUGUACCGUCACUUCGAAUGCAGUGUUUGGCAUCGUUUUCAUAUUCCUGGCGAUAUUUCAGUGUUCACCAAUUAGCUAUUCCUGGACAGGUUGGGAUGGAGAGCAUGAAGGGUCAUGCCUUGACAUAAAUGCUAUCGCCUGGGCAAACGCAGCAAUUAGUAUCGCGUUAGAUAUAUGGAUGUUGGCGAUCCCGCUGCAGAGGCUGUGGAGUUUGCACAUGCACUGGAAGAAAAAGACUGGCGUCACGGCCAUGUUAAUCGUUGGUACUUUUGUCAUGGUGGUGAGCGUCAUUCGGCUACAGUACCUCGUUAACCUGGGAUCUUCUAAUAGUCCUACGUAUGACCACACUGAUAUCUCUAUCUGGUCUACGGUCGAGAUCCACGUCGGCAUCAUUUGUGCAUCGAUGCCAGCUGUACGCAUGUUGCUGGUGAGGCUUUCCCCUAUAUUUAGCGACUCAUCCUAUGACUUGAACGACUACCAGAGUAAUGGCGAUAUGUAUGGGCGCAAGUCCAGGACAAUUAGUCGAGAUCACGUCCUUGUGGAACUCCCCUCGCGCGGGGAGUCAAUGCCAAGACCAGAGCAUGGGGGAAUUGAGCUAAAGCGCACCUUCGAUGUACAGUAUAGUGAUGGAGAUGAGAGACGUCUUGUGGGUUUGAGCGAAUUUGAAAACAAGGGACACGGUGGAAGUAUUGGUCGUGGCACAAGCGAGGAAUCGCUGUGA